AGCGUGUUGAGUAGACCGGGUUGCACACUUGGGGACACAGCCGGACAGGGGACAGCCAAGACCCAACAGUCCCCACCCAACACGACAGAGGAAGGAACUUCUAGUCAUCCUGCAAAGGUAGCAGCGCACUUCACGAGCAAAACAGUGGUUUAACUACGGUCAUUCACUGGAGCUAAGAUGAAGUGGUUAGUUCUGCUAGUCUGGUCGGUCGGACUGUGUUCCGCCACGCCAUGUUGGCUGCAGGGCGCGGACGAGUCGGCCUGUGCGGGGAUGGCGCUCACACGCUCUACGGUCGCCCCUCAGUCAACACCGAGCCCUUACCGCGUGGCUCUGGACUACGACAAGGAUCGCCAUAGAUUCAAUGUUCGUGUGACGGGAGGAGAGCAGUUCCGGUCCAUCCUGCUGCAGGCCCGGCGGCCAGGCAGUACCGAGCCGGUCGGCACAUUCCUCCCGCCAUCUGAGCGUUCCGGCCUGAAGCGGAUCACCUGCAGCUCUCAGGGGGACAGCAUCACCAACCGCAGGCCGCUGCGAACCAACGAGAUCAGGCUGACGUGGGAGAUGCCGCAGGGACAGACGAAACUGGGCGAAAUCUACUUCGUGGCGACGGUUGUGAAGAGGUGCAGCAGCUAUUGGAUGGGUGUACAGUCGGAGACAAUUGCAGAACUGACCCGCUACAGUUUCUGGCCUGGAACCGUGCCGGAAGGGUACCUCUGGUCGACUGCUACAGCAUCCUAUCAGAUUGAGGGAGCGUGGAACCGUAACGGAAAAGGAGAGUCGAUGUGGGACCACUACGCACACAGUUUGGGGGCAUUUGAGGGAGAUGAAGCCACCAAGAGCUACGACUAUUUUGCCCGAGAUGUUGAGACAAUCGACGAGCUGGGUCUGAACUCCUACCGAUUCUCCAUCUCCUGGACCCGUAUCCUCCCGGACGGUACUGUGGCCGGCGGCAUCAACAAGGAUGGUAUCGACUACUACAACAACCUCAUCAACGAACUGCUCAUCCAGGGCAAGACGCCGUACGUUACGCUGUACCACUGGGAUGGACCUCAGGCACUGGACAAUAAGUACGGCAUCUGGCUCAACGACGCUAUUGUGGAUGACUUCAACGAGUACGCCCGCGUGUGCUUCCAAGCGUUCGGAGAUCGUGUGAAGCACUGGGUAACGUUUAACGAGCCCUGGUCCUUCGUCAUGGGAGGGUACGGAAUCGCCGGGGCUCCUCCAGGCAUCUGGGACAACGACAGGACUGAAAUGUACAAGGCAGCUCACAACGUCAUCCGCGCCCACGCUCGCGCCUACCACACGUACGACGAGGAGUUCCGGGCCGACCAACAGGGAGCGUGCGGCAUCGUCAUCGGGGCUCUUUGGAGCGAACCCCGGGACCCCAACAACCCACAGGACGUUCUGGGCGCCGACCUGUACCAACAGUUCGUCAUGGGCUGGUUCGCGAACCCGAUCUACGGAGACGGGAACUACCCGCAGGGGAUGAUCGACAUGAUUGGUGCCAGCAGUCAGGAGGAGGGCCGUGCUGUGUCCCGUCUGCCCGUCUUCACGGAGGAGGAGAUUCGCUUUAACCGCGGUACGGCUGACUUCGUGGGACUGAACCAGUACUCUGCUCGUCUCAUCUACGCUUCCAACGACCCUGGGGACGUCGACGAAACUGGCUGGUUCAACUGGAUGUCUGUGAUGGUUCCUGACCUGAAGGGCUUCAAAGAGACCGUUGACCCAAGUUGGCCGAAAGGUGAGAUGAUCUUCCUGCGAGUAACACCGUGGGCAGUCCGCAAACAACUGGACUAUUUCAGGCGUACAUACCAGAACGACGGGCCGUUCUACCUUACGGAGACCGGCAUCUCCGAGGCCACGUUUCACCCACCGAAGUUUGACGACGUCUGGAGGCAAUGCUACUACAUGCUGUACGCUAACGAGGUGGUAAAAGCGAUUGAACUGGACGGGGUCGACCACCAAGGAUUCUUCGCAUGGACGCUGAUGGACAAUGUGGAAUGGGCUUCUGGAAUCCACGAGCACUUUGGACUCUUCUACACCAACUUCUCCACACCAACUCGUACUAGGAUUCCAAAGGGCUCCGUGGCUACAUACCGGGAGAUCACAACUAACAACGGCUACCCGCUGGGCGCACCGCACACACAGACCGCUCAGGACCUGUGGGAGUGGUGCCUUACCCAGGAGCCUUAUGAGGGGGCUGUCAAUCAGGCGGAAGAGCACAGAACUGUUGCCGACCCAACAGUCGACUACUUCCUGCCCGGAGUCCGUGUCGGAGCUGCGUACAAGGACAAGGUCAUGAACAACGUGUGAGCAGCAAACCACAGACCGACCCACCGCGGACAACGUGUGAACUUCUUUGUUGAUCAAACUACAUGAUUUAAGUGUGUGCUUCUGUGUGCCUUCUCAUCUCCGUACUUCUUUAUCAGACUUUAAAAACGUUAAAUGACCAACACUGUAAUUUUACAUGUAACAGCCUUCAAUUUUAACCAUAUUUCAUAUUGUAAACGGGACUUUGUACAUUAUCUCAACAUGGACACCGUGUAACGUCUGCGUCACGAUACGAUUAUACCUAACGAAAUAUAUUCUUACAACUCUUCUUCCUUAUUCUAGCACAUAAUGGCCUCUCUGGGAAUAGGUUAUGGUAAUUUGGGCACAGUUAAGAAUUCCUGUACGUGUGUUUGGCCAAGGAGCUUCAACAAGUGAUAGAAUGUCAACAUGAGUAUGCCAACAUGCCACUACAUUCCCAUGACUCAUUCCCAGAUGCAGACCCUUGGUUUGAAUGCCAGGCUAACCCCUCUUCAGCUUCACAUGAAAGGAGAUUGAAAUAAACAGGCAGAAUU
Branchiostoma belcheri (Belcher's lancelet) is the source of this 2840-nucleotide messenger RNA. RefSeq names its product cytosolic beta-glucosidase-like. The record is from RefSeq and is a predicted model, not a curated record. The transcript is spliced from 17 exons. Gene Ontology annotation, biological process: carbohydrate metabolic process. Gene Ontology annotation, molecular function: beta-glucosidase activity. Lineage: Eukaryota; Metazoa; Chordata; Leptocardii; Amphioxiformes; Branchiostomatidae. Bases 178 to 2310 code for a protein of 710 amino acids.